UUGUCGAUGGACCAAUGGGACGCCCGUGUGUACUCGCUGUUUUGGCUCCGUGGCCAAUCAGAGCGCGCGCUUGGGUUUGUUGUUGGUGAUGACGAUGAUGACCUGAAAAUAUUUGUUGUUACUGGAAGGCGAGCGAGGAGAGAGCGUGAAGGAAGGGCCUGGCAGGGACGCUCGCUUUCAACGGACGCGCAAACAUCGCACGGAGAUAUCGGAGGAGCGGACGGCGGCGAUGUCGGUGAAUAUGGACGAGCUGAGACAUCAAGUGAUGAUCAACCAGUUUGUUCUGACCGCGGGCUGCGCGGCGGAUCAGGCGAAGCAGCUUCUGCAGGCGGCGCACUGGCAGUUCGAGACGGCUCUGAGCUCCUUUUUCCAAGAGGCCAACAUCCCCAGUCAUCACCAGAUGAUGUGUACUCCACGCAACACUCCUGCCACGCCGCCCAACUUCCCCGACGCCAUCACUAUGUUCUCCAAGCUGCGGACGUCUGAAUGCACAGGGGGCAGCGGGGCCGGCGCUUCAGCCCAGAUGUCUAUGCCGUGUUCUCCUCCUCCCCACUCCUCCACACAGGGAUUCGGCUCUUUCUGGGCCUCCUCGCCCCCCAACCACCAGCCCGUCUGGCUGCCGCCGUCCUCUCCCACAGGCCACCACGCGCUCCAUCACCACCACCAUCACAUGCACCAGCCGCCCACGUGGCCACCCGGCUCCCAGUCCACCAACGGCCAGCAGACGCCCGUCAUUUCAGCCCUGCACGGCCAGAGAUGAGACUCUGUGGCGGGGGAGACACAGGGUAAAUGGGGGCGAGGAUACACGGUUUAACGGGGUGGGAAUAUACUCACUGAGACUUUGGAUGGCCAAGGGGGAAAGACAUGGUACUCUUUCUUUCAGUUUUCUAAAGAUGAACACUCUCUCUUCUUUCGGAGAUCUCAUUUUGUUCUUUUACCUGUCGAUUUCAAUUCUGUCCAAACCUGGGAAGAACCACUAUGAGGAAAAAAAAAAUUAUGGAAGUAAUUAAGAGGUGUCAGAGUCCCGAAGAAGCCUCUUUUCACUGUCCAGCAGCGAAAGAAAGCCACGGAGUCGUCGACAGUGGACGAUCAGGAUGAGUUUGUGCGUGUGAGUGUUCGGUCGUUCGUCGUAUUCGGACUCUAUCCUCCAUCUGUAGUGCUGUAUCGGCAACAAGCACUCGCAAUAAAAUGCCUGACAAACAGUAAGACUGAAUCACAUAUCAUGGUGGCUCUGCUGUUCUGCAUCCCAGGAAGCAUCAGGAGGACGUUUCUGUAUAACUAGUGUCUAUGAGUUCUUAACAGAGGCUGUUAUGUGACGAUUAAUCACCUUUUAUUUGUUCGAAAUGCACAUGGCCUCAGAUAUAACGGAGAUACUGAGAUGAAUUUAUUCUGAAUCAACAAAAACUGUUAGUCCAAAUGGAAAUGGGAAAAACCGGGAAUCAUUUGCAAUAAUCCUGGUCAGAAAGUUUAUUCUUGUUUGAUUAAUUCCCAACUCUUAGCAUGUAUGCAGUGAAAUCAGGAAAGCUUGUUGUGUUUCAACUAAAAUCGUCAUGGAGGAAUACAUUCUCGAGCUUGAAAAGUGUCUUUUCUUUUGUUUGUUUUUCCCCACCCCCAAGAACUAAAAAUGCUAGCAGACUCUUUGUAAAGCGGCGAGCCGUCUGAUGUUUGGAGGUCCAACACAGCCGGCGUAGUAAAGCUCAGCUCCACCUACCUCAGCUCCAGCCGUGGCCUGAUCCUACCUCCGGCUCUCUGUGUGAGCUGCUGCGACCGAGGGCUCAAAUACCUCAUGCUCUCUGCCGAACGCGCUGUGUGAACGCCAUCAGAGUGGCUCUAGUAUCAGUUAUUGGCAUUUGUGUUAUACUGAUUGUAAUGUCAUCGAGCGGGAAGGCUGACCCUUAGAUCAGGACAUUGAUUGGUUUUCCGAGAUGACGUGUUUCUUUUCUCAUGAUGCCACCUUCCCUUCAUUCAUUCAUCUUAGAAAAUCACUUUUGCCUUUCAAUUCUUUGAAUUUGUGGUUUAGUGUGGACCUCAGUCAGGCUGGACCCCAUAUUUAAUGUGAAGCGACUGAAAACAAGGCUGUUCAGUGUCCUUCUGUUGUCUCAGUCGUAAGCUGAUGAAACACAAAAUUUGCCCCAAAACGUUGUGAUAAUUACUAAAGCAAUACUGCAUAAAUUUACGUUUUUUUUAAUUCAGUAUUUAAAUCAACUUAAGAAUGGAUUAAUGAACGAUGCUCACCGAAAUUUGUUCGGCUAGAUUCACACACUGUAGAUUAUUCACAACGAAAAAACAAAACAAAAUUGCAUAAUUGAACUCUUAAUUCAGUGUUAUGUUACUUAAGAAUUGAUUUGUGGAUGAUGUAGGAAUUUGCUCAAUUUUUCGUAAAAGCAAUCUUUCAUAAAUCGACAUUUUGAAUUCGGUAUGAGAAUUUAAGCAAAAAUAGAUUUAUUAAUGAUGUACAUUGCUUGUUUCAUAAAUAAGGCAAAUUGUUCUUAAUCAUUCGUAGAUCUGUUAUUUUGUAAUUUGUCGCAUUGAGUUAAAUAGUUACAAAAAACUAAUAAUUUCAAAUUGCAAAUAGUUUAAAUUGUCAUAUAUAUUUAAACACAAUCAAGUUUAAGCAUUUUAAGUUCACUAGUACUGUUGAACUUAAAACAAUCACUAUUAAUAACAAAAACAAUUAAACGCAAACAAAAACUAUUUACUUAAAUUCAUUCUGUUUGCGUUUACUUUUAUUGGCAUGAUUUAACCAUGACAGGAUUUACAUACGAUUUGUUCUUUCUCAGAUAAAUCGUUGUAUUCAAUUUAAGAGCGCACAGAAUUAAUUUGCGAAUGUUCAUAAAACCAUUCUUUGCUAAAUUUUCAUUUAACUUAUACACAAGCAGGACAAAAUUGUGUAUAGAAUUUGUAAAUACAUUGUUGAAUUGUCCUGCCGAACUUAAUCACACAGAAAACUAAUUUAGUUUUACAAACUAUUUACCCAAAUCCGUUCUGCCAGCGUGCGAGUUCAUUUAAUCGCGACUGGAUUUUCAAACUCUUUGUACGUUAUUAGAAAAAUCAUUGCAUUCAGUUUAAGCGCAUACAGAAUUAAUUUGCAAAUGUUCAUAAAACCAAGUUUGAGUAAAUCUACAUGACAAUUUGCGUCCAUUUGUUCUGCUCAUUGUUUCCGAAAUGAGGUCCAUUGAACAACCUCACAGCUUCCUUCAGUCAUACCAACCUAAAUAUGGUGUCUAAUCCUAAACUCGGGUCCAUUUUAAAGCAUUAGCCAUUUAGAUUUAAUCAUAGACGGCUACGUGAUAGAUCAGCUUCUGUGUUUUGGCCCAGAAAAUGCAUGUGAAAUGUGAAAAGUACUCUUGGUUUUGGAAAAAACGCACUAGAAUGGUAUGGCAGAUAAUAGUUUGGUCUUCCACCACAUCUGGUGGCUGUUGUUUGCUGUGUAGAAAGAAACCGAACAUGUUGAUCUCUGAAGGUUGAAAGUAAGUGUUCAGUAACCAUCUGGGCUGUAGGUCAUUUCUGUUAAAGCAGUGCAAGAGACGCAAGGCUGAAGUUAAGAGAUGGUGGCUCUGAUGUCAGUGUGUGGAAUUUGCCUGACCAGUGCCUUGAGGUUUGAAGCGUCUCAGUUUUAUUCAGCUGUCGCUCGGUUGGAUUCCCAUAGCAACAGGGCCAAUACUCUCAAAUGUCAUUCUCUGGAGCGCUGAAAGGCACAGGCACUGACUGUUUGAACAGUUGCGCUGCUGUAGAUGUCAGACCGGCGUGAUUCAGUUCUUCGGGGACGUGUUUGUUUGGACUGCCGCUGUGAUGAUCAACAUACGCCGUGAGUCACUGAGAGGCAGGAAGACUGACCAAUUCCUUCAUCGAGAAAACAAAUUCAUUAGUGAACAACCUUUUGUAUCGACUUCCCUCCUGUACUGUCUGUUCUUUUCCCUUGUUGAGAUUUGUAUUUAUAUGUCUGACAAAAAAGCUAUGAUCUGAAACCAUUUUGGAGGUCAUUUGUGUUUUUAUUGAGGUCAUAAUAAAUGAUUAAAUGAC
This is a messenger RNA of Cyprinus carpio (common carp), 4023 nucleotides long. RefSeq names its product UBA-like domain-containing protein 2. NCBI's taxonomy places the organism in Eukaryota, Metazoa, Chordata, Actinopteri, Cypriniformes, Cyprinidae. Gene Ontology annotation, molecular function: protein binding. The record is from RefSeq and is a predicted model, not a curated record.